AUGGCAAUUAUUGCUUACGAUGUUCUCUCCAAGGGCCGACAAAAGUACCAGGACGUCCAGCGUCGGCGAGAACUCCUUUCGUCACCCUUGAAACGCUCGAAUACCACACCAAACUUCCGAUCAAAAGCUAGCCAGGUCCUGGACGAGGGUGAAGAUGAAGACGACGCCGAGGACGAAGAGACGCUGGAAUUGCAGCUCGCAGAGAUCCAGGCUCGCCUUAGAUUGAAGCAGCUGCAGAAGAAACGGGCCAGAUCUGGCACAACAAGCUCAAAUGUGGAGGACGGAGAAGAUGAAUUCUCUAGUCUGACCUCCGGUAUUGCUUCUUCAUCACGGCCACGAAGCCAUUCCUUGGUCCCAGGAAGCCCACAGCGCACCACCCAGCGGAGAACACAAGUCGACGAGGUUCAAGUUCCGGUGUCUCCUACAAAACGAGAAGCACCGCCAGACCCUUGGUCUCCUCAAAGAUAUCGCAUGGGUAUUGAUAAAGGCUGGAAAGCCAGUGAUGUAUCACUCAAGCGACCACCGAUCUCAAGGCCAGACGCUAGGCCAGCCAGCCAGCUGGGCACCCGGAGCGGUGCUAUGACACGCUCCACUGAUGUAUUUGCGUCGAGACCGCAGACCUCACCUUCAAGCGGAGGAUUACACAGGAUCAAAAGCUUCAGUGAGAGAAUGGCCGAGGGCCGAGCCACUGAGAAGUCACGCUUGGAAAAGGCAGAGAGAGUCCAGGCCAAUAGAAGCUCUGCCUUUCAGUUGGAUAAAGCAGAGGUGGAUGCUUUCAAGACCGCAGCUUCCAACAGGCUACCCUCACCACCCUCAUCUUUCCGGGAGCCAGAAGCGCCGAGUUAUAGUCGAGAAGACAUCAUGCGGGCGUUGAACAAGCCCCGACCUGGCGGGUUGACACGCAGCGAAACGGCUCCAAAUGUCAGACAGUUGAAUGGCAAGGAUGACACGCUCUCCGAAGAGACAGGAGAUUCAUCCAAAUUUGAAUCACACUCUAGACAGCAUCUGUCGAGCCGCGUCCUACCUCAUUCCUUUUUGAGCCGCACACUUGCAGACAAGAAAGUCCUCACAAUCCCGGAUCUCCUCAAGACAAUCAAGGCGCCUGACUUUGAGCUACCGGACGAGAUAGACGGAGACUUCGUAGUCUUUGGGAUCGUUGCAUCCAAGUCCGACCCCAAACAAAAACAAAGUACGGGAAACGCUUCUGCAAAAACCGCUGAUCCUUAUGAUGACGGUCGAAACAACACCGACCGAUACAUGGUCAUUACUUUGACUGAUCUCAAAUGGACCAUUGACCUCUUUCUCUUUGACACCGCUUUCCCACGUUAUUAUAAGGUCUCAGGGGGAACACUCAUUGCGAUCUUGAACCCUACAAUCAUGCCCCCUCCAAAACACAAGCUUGACACCAACCGGUUUAGCUUGGCACUUUCAUCAUCGGAUGACAAGGUCCUCGAGAUCGGACACUCUCGAGACAUCGGUUACUGUAAAGCCACGAGGAAAGAUGGGAAGACCUGCCAGACAUGGGUGGACGGUCGAAAGACCGAGUUCUGUGACUUCCAUGUGGACAUCCAGAUCCGACGCACCCAAGGCCAACGCAUGGGUGUAAACAGCGAUACGGGCAUGUUUGGACCCGGUGGCAAGUCUGGGCCACGGACCGGUCAGUGGCAGGAAGGCAAACGCCGCAGCGCUCAACGUGAUCCUAAUAAUCCCAAGCAAGGCUUGAAGCCGGAAGGUGCCCAGUACGAUUGGGGUUCCCAGUCUACGUACUACGUCGCGCCAGCUCGCAAGGGUCACGGAAAUCGGACCUCCUAUCAUCCCAAUGCCUCUGGAGACUCAGCUGCGAACUUGCUCGAUGCAGUUAGCGAUGACCCCUUCAUUGCGGCUGGCAUGAUGGGCCGUGGCAUGGAGAACAAGGAAGAGCGACUCCGCCGGCGUCUCGCAACUCAAGCGCGCGAGCGUGAGAUCACACAGAAGCUUGUUUCUGGCCGCACUGGCGUUGGCGCAGACUAUCUCCGCACACGUACUGCCAACGAGAGUCCCUCUGAUGGCAAUAAGGACAAGCCUUCAGGAACACCCAGUACACCGAAGACUCUUCCCCAUAGCAGCAGCAUGAACCUGGCUAGCUUCGGCAAAGCAAGGAACGUCCGCCUGAGCCCCCAAAAGCGUGCCAAUGCCAACCCACAUGGCAGCGGCGUCAAGAAGACUCGCUUUCUUACUGCGAAUGGGAUUCGAGAAGCAGGCCGAGAAAGCCUGGGUGGCCCGGCUCAAUCUGCUAGUAGCAGACGGCAGGUUCUGUCAGAUGACGAUGAUGAUGAAUUAGAUAUCAUCUAG
Messenger RNA from Penicillium atrosanguineum, 2331 nucleotides. Its product is annotated as Mcm10/DnaG-type zinc finger protein. Gene Ontology annotation, molecular function: DNA replication origin binding; single-stranded DNA binding. Gene Ontology annotation, biological process: DNA replication initiation; DNA replication. NCBI's taxonomy places the organism in Eukaryota, Fungi, Ascomycota, Eurotiomycetes, Eurotiales, Aspergillaceae. The transcript has 2 exons. The record is from RefSeq and is a predicted model, not a curated record. Bases 1 to 2331 code for a protein of 776 amino acids. Gene Ontology annotation, cellular component: replication fork protection complex; nucleus.